GAAUGAUGAACGUUGUAGUGCAGUGACUACUGACGCAGUUAGAAAUAGUUCAAUGUUACUGUUGCAUCCAACUACAACCACUAACACCACCCCUAUCCUCACCAUCAGCACCACCACUAAUCAUCAUCAUCGUGGUGACAACCACCGGAAUCAUUCAAGUCCUAACCGUGUCUGUUCAUCGCCUACUCAAUCAUGUACACAUCCAUUGUCUGUAUUCACUGAUUUCUCCAAUUCAACUACUGCUACUACUACUACUACUAAUCAUAUUAACAACAAUACUACUUGUAAAAAUAAUGGAAGUAGUAUUGCAAGUUCGAGUGCGAUGAUAAAUACUACUGAAAACUUGAUAACAGCUACAACAACAACAACACCGACAACAUCAACUCAUAAUUCAUAUACACCAAACGACACGAUCAAUUCAAAUCUAUCAAUGACACAGAAUCAAUCUGAAACCCCACCUACUAUACCGGCUAAUAAUGAUGAAUUGACAGUUUGCAACAUGUCAGCAAACAAUCAUUACAUUGAUCCUACUGGAACUUGGGCGAAUUCUCAUUCCCCUACCUCUUGUUGUUCUUCCCGACCAUCAUCAUCAUCGCCGUUGCUACCACCAGCAUUGACGAUCACAGGAAUAACAACCACACCCAACAGCAUGACCACCCCAACAACAGCCGUGGUAGCUACAUCACAGCUAACAUUGAAUAGUUGCUCUUGCACAUUGCCCUCCUCCUUCAACUCGUCAACAUCAUUAUCACCAUCUAUACAACCGUCAGUACAAUCGUCAUUGAUGACGCCGUCAUCAACUACUAUCACUACUACUACUACCGUUUCACCUCCUGUCUCCUCUUCCCCCUGCUCCUGUUCAUGCUGCUCCUCCUCAUCUACGACAACAUUCAUUCCAUCUAGUCAAUUUAGUAAUGUGACAUCGCUGACUUCCACUAGUUCUACUACUACUACCACUGCUACUACUAACUGUCCAAUCAUUAAACCGGAACGACGAUGUACCGGUGUGAAUACUUUGUUGAAUAAUUCAAAAGCAACAUUAACUGAACCAGAUUUAUUGGGACCAUGUGAACCGGGUACAACAAUUUGUUUAAAUGGUAUUGUAUGGUUGGAGACAACAACUGGUGUAUUAGUUGUCAAUGUAACAUGGCGAGGUCGAACUUAUAUUGGUACUUUACUCGAUGCAACGCAACAUGAUUUUGCACCACCCUGUCCACGAGAUUAUAUACCUCCAUUUAAAUCAUCUAUACGAUCAAGUAAUCGUACAAAACGUCGAACCGGUAGUGUUGGAACAAAUUAUAAAACAAAUUUAACUAAUCAUCUUACUUCUUCUACUACUACUACAACCGCCACUACUACUUCCACGAACUCGAAUCCGACGACGGCCGCGACCACCACAACAACAACGGAUUGUAAUUGGAAAUCGACUCCUACUACCACUGGUCGACAUCAUCGAUUACGUGGUCGAGUUGUAAAUCCACCUGUAGUUAGUACUACUAACGGCACUACUACUACUAAUACUACUAACAAUAAUAGUAUUAGUAGUAGUAGUGUUGAUAUCAUUUCUACAACAAUGCAUCAAAGUUUAACUAAACUACCUGAUCCAGUGACAAAAACAGCAACAACAAUUAUUCCAGAAGAAUUAGAUUCCAUUCAACCAUGUUUGUCACAUGUAUCUGACGAAGAACAAUCAACACAAAACAACAGCAACAAUAAGAGAAAAUCUAAGUUAGAUUAUAAAAAUUGUAAAUUAUUUCAUGGUAAUCAUAGUAAUAGUACAUCGUCAAGUGAUUGUCCAUCAGAAAUACUGCCGGAUUUAGAGAAAUCAUGUGAAAUUGAUGAAUAUCCUGGGAAAACUGAUUCACCGCUUGCAGCUCCAAAUACUACUACUACUACUACUGAUAACACUAUUAUAAGUAGUAAUUUUGAAGAAAAUGAUGAAUUGCAUGAAACAUUUCCAAUUGGUUGUCCAAUAAACGGUUGUAAUAAACGUUUUUCACAUGUUCUCGCUUUACGUUUUCAUUUGAAUCAUACAUCACAUUGUAAUUUAUUGAAUUCAUCGAAACAACAUGUUCCUGCAAGUUUAAAUGGGAAGAAACGAGAUACUACUGAUAAAAGUGUUAGUGGUAGUAGUACUAUUGGUAGUUCCCUAUCACCAUCACUGCCAACUAAUCUACCACUCUCUGAUUCAUCGCCUACAACAGUCAUCACAACAACACCGACAGCAACAUCACCGUCAUUCUCAUUACUACUACUACCACCACAUCAAUCAGUAGUGAAACAAGAAUCCAGUAUGGACGAUGUGAUGACACAUCAACCGAUUCCUCUUCCUACUCCUACUCCUACACCUACACAACAAUCCAUGUUCGAGUGUUAUCAACCGAAAAUCUCUAUACCAUCAAAUCAUCAUCAUCAUCAUUUCACUGAUCGAUUAUGUCACAAGAUCGAACAAAAGUUACUGCCCGCCAACGAUUACACAAUCAGCCAUGAUAAUUGCAGUAACAAUAUGAAAACACUGACACAUCAUGCAACACAUAAACAUUAUGGUAGUAAGAAACGUUUAUGUAAUAACAAUCAUCAUAAUACUACACCUUUGGAUGUGACUUGUGUGAAUACUAAUACCAAUCAUAAUGUACGUACAGUGACAGCGCAUACAGUUUCAGUGCCUCAUGGUUCAACAUUGGACAUGGUAGGUAGUAAUUCAAAUUCUCGGUCUAAUCCGUCAACACCACAACAACACCAGCAACAGCAGAAUCAUUCUAUUCAUCAUGUGAAUUCAUUGCCUUAUUCAAAACGUACCACUGCAACCACCUGUUCAUCGUCAUUCAGUCCACGUGAUUACACUAGUAAUAGUAGUGGUGCUAGUAGUGGAGGUAAACAUAAGGCGGGUGGACAACAGGUUUUCAAUAAAUCAACCAAUCAAAAUAUAAAAAUCGAUAAUAAUAGUAACAAUAAUAGUAAUUGUACAGCAAUGAAUUAUUCUCGUCAUAGUGCUAGUGAAUUGACCAAUGAUGAUCUGAUCCAAAUGGCCAUGUGUCAUGGUUUAUCCAAUACUACUAGUAGUAGUAACAGUAGUAUGAGUAGUAGUGGUACAUUGUCGAAACUAAAAAAUUCCCCAAUGAAUCCACAUGAAUACAAUCCAACCUCAUCAUCAACAUCAUCAUCAUUAAUGUUUCACAAUGCAUGGCAAUUUCCAUUACCGACAUCGUUGUCGUUGUCGUCGGCUGCGGCGGCCGCCGCCGCCUACACAACACAAUCGAUCCCAUUCACAUUCAAUGAACAGAACAACAAUAGUCAUAAAGAAGAAGAGGACUCAUUGAAAGCGUCAGCAUACUCCACAACUCUGCCGACAAUGAUGCCUCCUAAUUCUGCGAUGAAUGUUACCAGUAAUAAUCAGCAUCAGCAUCAACAUCUUAUGCAUGAGAUGUCGACUAUGCUGCCGUCGAUAUUUCACGAUGCUAAACAGUUUAUCCCGCCUAAUUAUCAUCAUCAGCAACAUCAACAGCAGCCACAGCAGCAGCAUCAUAAUUUACUGAAUACAACUACAAAUCAGGGCACUGAACUUAGUACUGCUGUUAUCAAUACUACUCACAGUACUACUACAACAACUACUACUACUACUACCAAUAACAGUAGUAAUAGUAAUAUGUAUUAUGGUAGUGGUAUGCCAGACUUUCUAGUUGCUGCUUUAAACACACUCACAUCGAAUAAUCCAACAUAUUCAUGUUUACCAGAGAUUUUUAAAUCGUAUUUUCAUCAACAACAGCAACAACAUGCCUUGUUAAAUACUACUAAUACUACUACUAAUAGUAGUAGUAGUAAUCAUUCAAUCAAUAAAACAAUGAAUUUAUCACCCCCUUCAACAAUGCCGACAUUAUCCGUAUCAGCAGCGAUGAUAGAUGGAGAUGAUGAGAGUACAAUGAAUGCGCAUCGAUUGUUGAUGAGUAAUUCACAGCUAUUACAUAAUAAUAAUAAUAAUAAUUUUGUAAAUAUGCCAAAUUUCGUAUCAUCUCAUACUACUAAUAGUAGUAAUAGUACUGGUAAUUCAAUUAUCAAUUCAGAAAGAUUUGAUCCAUUGAAAUUAUCUGCAGCUUAUUUGAUGCAGUACACAAAUCCUACAUCAUCCAGUUCAUCAGUUCCGUCAACGUUUGGCAAUAGUUUAAUACCAUAA
Molecule: messenger RNA, 4171 nt
Organism: Schistosoma turkestanicum
Lineage: Eukaryota; Metazoa; Platyhelminthes; Trematoda; Strigeidida; Schistosomatidae
Source: the annotation of a GenBank genome assembly